GAUCAGCACGUGGAUCGCCCCAGCCUCUGCCCACAGCUACCAUGAAGGUCUCCUCCGCUGCCCUCGCUGUCCUCCUGAUGGCGGCCGCCCUCUGCGCUCCUGCGUCUGCCUCCCCAUAUGCCUCGGACACCACGCCCUGCUGCUUUGCCUACCUCUCCCGCCCGCUGCCCCGCACCCACGUCCAGGAAUAUUUCUACACCAGCAGCAAGUGCUCCAUGGCAGCAGUUGUCUUUAUCACCAGGAAGAACCGUCAGGUGUGCGCCAACCCAGAGAAGAAGUGGGUGCGAGAGUACAUCAACAGUUUGGAGUUGAGCUAGGGUGGAGGACGCCUUGAACCUGAACUUGUGCCAACUCUGCUUCUCGCUCUUGUCCUAAGCAGCUUGGGAGGCUCCCCCGCAGUGCCCUCCUCCCACCCUCUUCUGGGAGGGCAUGAUUCCACCCCACGCAGCAGCUGCUCUGCUGUAAAAGCCCCCCAGGGCUCCUGGGCCUCUGCCCUCACGCACAGAAGGUCUCUAAGCUCCGAGCUCCAGAGCCCCUGCCCAGCCACUGCUCUGCAGUUAG
This is a messenger RNA of Budorcas taxicolor (takin), 561 nucleotides long. Its product is annotated as C-C motif chemokine 5. Gene Ontology annotation, cellular component: extracellular region. Bases 42 to 317 code for a protein of 91 amino acids. Lineage: Eukaryota; Metazoa; Chordata; Mammalia; Artiodactyla; Bovidae. The transcript is spliced from 3 exons. Gene Ontology annotation, biological process: chemokine-mediated signaling pathway; lymphocyte chemotaxis; inflammatory response. Gene Ontology annotation, molecular function: chemokine activity; CCR chemokine receptor binding. The record is from RefSeq and is a predicted model, not a curated record.